AUGGAACGCAAUAGUUACCCCACCAAGGAUACGAGAUUUAGGCAGAGUGACAAUGAAAUUUCCCCUUUGCACGAAGCGAGCUACGACAAUAAUAGUGAAGCAAUACCACACCAACUACACUCAGUUUCUACUCCCGUACCACCAAAUAGCAUCAUUUCAUCAACAGGGCUGGAGCAAAGCUCGGAGAAUGAGCAAGGGCUUAUGCACAUGUUUCUGACAACUCCAAUAAGUGAGGACGCACCAAAGAAGGCUUUGUUCAUGGAGCCCCAGUCAAUAGAAUCUUUGCUCCAAGGAGACCCUAUGGCUAUUCUCCAAACCCACCUUGACAUUGCUGGAGUUUCUGAUCGUGGUCCAAUCUUCCAUGACCCUGCCUUGCAUGUUCCCAAGGUUUUGUCCCUAUCAUUUUCAACCUUUUAUCAUUGUACUUAA
Miscanthus lutarioriparius is the source of this 429-nucleotide messenger RNA. NCBI's taxonomy places the organism in Eukaryota, Viridiplantae, Streptophyta, Magnoliopsida, Poales, Poaceae. The record is from the annotation of a GenBank genome assembly.